AUGGCCUGGCGAAGCAGCGGCCUCACAAACACCGACCUCAUCACCAACCUCUCCCGCAACCACCUCAUCACCUCCUCCCGCGUCCGCUCCGCCAUGCUCCGCGUCGACCGCGCCCACUACUCUCCCAUAUCCCCCUACGAAGAUUCUCCACAACGGAUCGGUUUCCAUGCGACAAUUUCCGCUCCGCAUAUGCAUGCGAAUGCUGCUGAGGCGUUGUUGGAGUUUUUGCGGCCGGGGAAUCGGGUCUUGGAUGUUGGGAGUGGGAGUGGGUAUUUGACGCAUGUUUUGGGGGAGUUGGGAAAGGGAAAGGUGGUUGGUGUGGAACAUAUUCAAGCUUUGGUGGAUUUGAGUCGGGAGAAUACGGGAAAGAGUGCAGAGGGGAGGGAGUUGAUGGAAAAGGGAAUUCUACAAUAUGUGAGAGGGGAUGGGAGGUUAGGGUGGGAGGCAGAGGCGCCGUAUGAUGCGAUUCAUGUCGGUGCUGCGGCUGCGGGGCAUCAGCAGAGGUUGAUUGAUCAGUUGAAGUCUCCGGGGAGAUUGUUUAUUCCCGUGGAAGAGGAGGGUUUGCAGCAUGUUUAUGUCGUGGAUAAGGAUGCCGAGGGGAGGGUGACGAAGAAGAGGGAGUAUGGAGUGAGAUAUGUCCCGUUGACGGAUGCUCCGGUGGAGUGAGGGUCUUUGUGAGGAUGUAAAUGUCGUUGCGGAAGAAGAUGAUAUGGGAUAUACGGUACCUCGAGGAAGGAAAUACUGGACGUUAUGGAUGGUCACAGCUCACGACAAUGUGCAUGGCUCUCGUCAGAAACACCACGCAACGGAAUCCUGCUCUCCUCCGGGCUGACACCGAGGGUCUCCUAAUCUACGGACCUCAAGCAGUCUCGCCACGCCUACCUGUUUACCAUCAUACUCCCCGGACGGAUAACUGAUGAAUCGUUGCUGGCUUGGACCAUGAAAACAGACUGGAAUACGAAACUAUCUCAUACCUACCUACGUUUGGCGAGAUGGAGACCACUGAUGCGGGAUUAUUCUUGUCAAUGGACGCUGUAGCGAUGUCCCUCGCAUCUUGCUCUAUGGCAAUUCUCUGGCGUAAGUGAGAGUACCUUCUCAGGUCGAGUGAGUGGGAAUCCAUGAUCGCUGUCUGUGUCAAAUUAGAGGGAUGUGACAGGAAGGAGUGGGCUCAAGUAGUACUGUGAGAAUGGCUACUAAGGUAUCUAUCAGGAG
Sphaerulina musiva SO2202 is the source of this 1212-nucleotide messenger RNA. Its product is annotated as protein-L-isoaspartate O-methyltransferase. The transcript is spliced from 2 exons. Gene Ontology annotation, molecular function: protein-L-isoaspartate (D-aspartate) O-methyltransferase activity. Gene Ontology annotation, cellular component: cytoplasm. Gene Ontology annotation, biological process: protein modification process. The coding region runs from base 1 to 666 and encodes 221 amino acids. The record is from RefSeq and is a predicted model, not a curated record. Lineage: Eukaryota; Fungi; Ascomycota; Dothideomycetes; Mycosphaerellales; Mycosphaerellaceae.